Messenger RNA from Aspergillus calidoustus, 3537 nucleotides. The record is from the annotation of a GenBank genome assembly. Lineage: Eukaryota; Fungi; Ascomycota; Eurotiomycetes; Eurotiales; Aspergillaceae.
AUGAUCCGACCAACUGCGAUGAUCGAACUGCUUGCUUCGGUAAUCAAUCGCCUGAGAUCUCGCCAUCGCCUCUCUCCUCAUCAUUGCUUUCCUUUACUGCGAUAUUGUGCUCUGCUCGUUGGUCUCCUUUCGGACCUCUUGGGCUCUGUACAUUAUCUCUUCGCCUGUUACUUCCUAGUCCCCCUUUUUGCCCUGUUACCCUUCCUAAACUCUAGGAGCAUGCUCCGCGGCCAGAGCCUCCGCUGGAGUGCCGCGCUCCAGGCACCGCGUCCUUUACUCCUUCGACCCCUAUUUGCUUCGCGCGGGCAUAAUGUCGGUACACGAUCACUCCUAGGGUCAUCACGCCGUUUCCGCUCGCUUCCAUCGUCUCCUCGCACAUUUUCCUCGAGCACCGUCCGGCGGAGAGAAAAGCCCCCACCCGGAGAUGGAAAGGAGGAUCCGGAUCAAAAAGAAAAUAAAGGUGAAACCCAGGACAAGGAGGUAGAGCGCGAGACUCGUAGGAAGCAGCUUGAUGCAUCUGGGAAGCAUGGUUCAUCAGCAGAUUCCGGGACUCCGACAUCGGGCGUUUCAAGGCGAAAGGACAAGUCGGCGGACAAAGAGCAACGUGGAGUCGAAGAAGAAGGGAAGAAAGACGCUGAAGGACGGAACAAUUCUUCAGACACUCCGGACCCUAUUCCCGUGAGCGGGGCGGAUUCGAAGCCCAGCGGCUCGAGCAAUGGAAGCGACGACGGUGGGAAGAAAGGCAAGAAGGGCGCAAAUGAUAAAGCUCUGCAAAAGCCCUCAGUCCCUGAUGUUUACCCUCAGGUCAUGGCGAUUCCAAUCGCUAAACGCCCGCUCUUCCCCGGUUUCUACAAGGCUAUUACCAUCCGCGAUCCGAAUGUGGCUACAGCCAUUCAAGACAUGAUGAAGCGCGGACAACCGUAUGUAGGAGCGUUCUUGUUCAAGGAUGAAAACGCGGAUGGCGAUGUUAUCGAGAACGUUGAUGAUGUUUAUGACGUCGGUGUAUUCGCGCAAAUCACCGCUGCUUAUCCCCUCCGGGGAGAGCAGAGCGGCGUGACUGCCGUUCUCUACCCACACCGACGCAUCAAGAUUUCCUCCUUGCUUCCGCCAGGCGACUCUGCAAAGCCCGCCACACCCGAGGACAAGUCUACUGAGAAACGUGGGGAUGUCGUUGCGAGCUUUGAGGAGAACACUGCUGAGGUUGUGCCGAAGGAUCAUUACGAACCUACAUCUUUCUUGCGGAAGUAUCCCGUCAGCCUGGUAAACGUCGAGAACCUGGCGGAGGAGCCCUUUGAUAAGAAGAGCGCACUCAUCCGUGCCGUUACGAGCGAAAUAGUCAACGUCUGCAAGGAAAUUGCGACUUUGAAUCCGUUGUUCCGUGACCAGAUCUCAGCAUUCUACACCGACCAAUUUCCCGGAAACCUGAGCGAUGAGCCUGCCAAGCUUGCUGACUUUGCUGCGGCGGUCUCCGCCGGAGAGCUGCAUGAGAUGCAAGAAGUCCUUGAGCUUAUGAAUAUCGAGGAACGACUACCAAAGGCGCUGGUCGUGUUGAAGAAGGAGCUCAUGAAUGCUCAGCUGCAAUCCAAGAUUUCAAAGGACGUAGAGGCAAAAAUUCAAAAGCGACAGCGAGAAUAUUGGUUGAUGGAACAAAUGAAGGGCAUUAAGAGAGAGCUGGGAAUCGAAUCGGACGGUAAGGAUAAGCUCGUGGAGAAGUUCAAGGAGAAAGCAGGGAAACUCGCGAUGCCGGAGGCUGUGAAGAAAGUUUUCGAUGAGGAGAUCAACAAAUUAGCUCACCUUGAGCCUGCUGCGUCCGAAUUCAAUGUCACCCGCAAUUACCUGGACUGGCUGACACAGAUUCCUUGGGGUCAAAAGAGUGUCGAGAACUUUGGAAUCAAGCACGCUACCAACGUAUUAAACGAGGAUCAUUACGGCCUGAAAGACGUCAAGGACCGCAUCCUCGAAUUCAUCGCCGUCGGGAAGCUCCGAGGUACUGUUGAAGGGAAGAUUCUCUGCCUUGUUGGUCCUCCAGGUGUCGGAAAGACGAGUAUCGGAAAGUCUAUUGCCAGGGCUUUGAACCGGCAAUACUACAGGUUCUCGGUCGGUGGCUUGACGGAUGUUGCGGAAAUCAAGGGACACCGUAGGACCUACGUGGGUGCUCUUCCUGGUCGAAUCAUUCAGGCUCUCAAGAAGUGCCAGACCGAGAAUCCUCUUAUCCUUAUUGAUGAAGUGGACAAAAUUGGUCGCGGCCACCAGGGGGACCCGUCCUCUGCGCUACUUGAGCUUCUCGACCCCGAACAAAAUUCUUCAUUCUUAGACCACUAUAUGGAUGUACCCGUCGACCUAUCGAAGGUGCUCUUCGUCUGCACUGCCAACGUUACUGACACGAUACCCCGGCCCUUGUUAGACCGUAUGGAAAUCAUUGAACUGUCUGGUUAUGUUGCAGAUGAGAAGAUGGCGAUUGCUCAACGUUAUCUUGGUCCCGCUGCCAGAGAACUUACUGGCCUCAAGAAUGUCGAUGUCACAUUGAGCGAAGAGGCGAUUGAAGAGCUUAUCAAGUCUUACUGUCGAGAGAGUGGUGUACGAAACCUGAAGAAGCAGAUCGAGAAGGUCUAUCGAAAGGCGGCCUUCAAGAUCGUGUCCGAUCUCGGAGAAGACGUGCUAGCAGAAGAGAAGGCCCUCACAGACGAGGGCAAGGCGGCGCAGGAGGAGUCGAACAAGGAGACGGAACCUAUAGAGAGAUCGAGUGAGCCGGAAAAUGCGACCACAGAAACCCCUCGGGUGGCACUCAAGGUACCCGAUAGUGUACAGCUCAACAUCGGCAAAGACAGCUUGACCGACUACGUUGGUCCGCCAAUCUUCACCGCUGACCGCUUGUAUGACACCUUCCCGCCCGGUGUCACAAUGGGCCUGGCUUGGACGAGUAUGGGUGGUGCGGCUCUCUACGUCGAGUCUAUCUUGGAAAAUGCAUUGACGCCCGAGUCGCGACCGGGUCUUGACAUUACGGGCAACCUUCAGAACGUGAUGAAAGAGUCAACACAUAUUGCGUAUUCCUUUGUGAAGUCGGUGAUGGCGAAACAAUUUCCGGAGAACAGGUUCUUUGAAAAGGCCAGACUACACAUGCAUUGCCCCGAGGGCGCCGUUCCCAAGGAUGGCCCGUCCGCUGGUAUUACAAUGGCGACAUCCCUCCUGUCGCUGGGAUUGAACCAUCCAUUGGAUCCCACGAUUGCGAUGACAGGAGAGUUGACCGUGACCGGCAAAGUACUGCGCAUCGGAGGCCUGCGAGAGAAGACGGUGGCCGCGCGCCGUGCCGGUGCCAAGAAGAUUAUCUUCCCAGCCGAUAACAUGUCCGACUGGCUAGAACUGCCUGAGAACAUCAAAGCAGGUAUCGAUGGCCACGCAGUGAGCUGGUACUCUGAAGUAUUCGACAUCCUCUUUGCCGAUCUCGAUAAGGACGCUGCGAAACGCGUCUGGCAGAAGGAGCUGUCAGAGGAUUCCAAGAAGAAGAAGUCCAAAGACCAUGACGAGGACGAUGACUGA